Molecule: messenger RNA, 5474 nt
Organism: Python bivittatus (Burmese python)
Lineage: Eukaryota; Metazoa; Chordata; Lepidosauria; Squamata; Pythonidae
Source: RefSeq, a predicted model, not a curated record
GCCCCUUUCUCUUCUUGGCUGGGUUUAAUAAGAUACGCUACAAAAGGAGCCCAUGACAUGACAUGUGCUGGUGGAAGGGAAGAGAGUGGGAACCAGCUAGCAAUGAUUGUUCCUUUGCUUCUCUUUUUCCUUUCUGUUCUUCACAGUGCGGUUUCACUAGUGGAUACAAGCACAUUUCUAAUAUAUAAUGAAGACCAUAAAGUCUGUGUGCAUGCUCAGUCAGCCAACUACGUCACAACUGCUGCUUGCAGUCAUGGAACUGAGGCACAGGAAUUCAAGUGGGUUUCCAGAUACCAGCUGAUGAGUGUUUCCUUGAAAUUAUGUUUCGGAGUAGCUUCAAAGAUUGACUGGACACCAGUUCAACUGUAUCCAUGCGACUCAGCAAGUAGUCUCCAGAAAUGGGAAUGCAAAAAUGAUACACUUUUUGCCAUCCAUGAAGCAAACCUGUUUUUCAACUAUGGCAACAGAAAUGAAAAAAGAAUUAUGCUCUACCAAGGAUCCGGGUUAUGGAGUAGAUGGAAGGUCUUUGGAACUAGAGAUGACUUAUGUUCUCGGGGCUACGAAGACUUAUUUACGUUAAAAGGCAACAGCAAUGGAGCUCCUUGUGUAUUUCCUUUCCAGUAUACUGGCAAAUGGUAUCCAGACUGCACACUUGAGGGAAGGACAGAUGGUUUGCUGUGGUGUUCAACUACAAGGUCUUAUGAUUCGGACAAGAAAUAUGGAUUCUGUCCUGUGAAAUCAGACGGAACAGGUAGAUUUUGGACUACAGACCCUAUGACAAGUGUCCAGUAUCAAAUAAACCCAGAAGCUGCUCUAACCUGGUUCCAAGCCAGUAAAAGUUGCCAGCAACAAGGUGCCAAUCUGUUGGGCAUCACAGAGAUACAUGAACAAAUGUACAUAACAGGGUUAACUUCUAGUUUGAGUUCUGCACUCUGGUUUGGUCUUAACAGUUUGGAUUUCAACAGUGGAUGGCAAUGGAGUGGUGGCUACCCUUUCAGAUAUCUAAAUUGGGCACCAGGAAGCCCUUCGCCAGAGCCUGGGAAGAUCUGUGGAGCAAUAAAUCCUGGUAAAGCUGCCAAGUGGGAAAGCCUCGAAUGUGAUCAGAAACUUGGUUACAUUUGUAAAAAAGGAAAUGCCACUCUGAACAACUUCAUUAUUCCUUCAGCUUCCGAUAUACUGGCGGAAUGCUCUGAAGGAUGGAUAUUUUACGUGGGCUGGUGUUACAAGAUUCGCAGACAAACUGCUUCUUGGCAAGAUGCUUCUACUCUGUGUAGAAAGGAAGGUGGUGACCUGGCGAGCAUCCACAAUGUGGAAGAGUACAGCUUUAUUGUUUCUCUGCUUGGGUACAGACCAACUGAUGAAUUAUGGAUUGGUCUGAAUGAUCUCAAGAUUCAGAUGUUCUUUGAAUGGUCAGAUGGGAGUCCUGUGACAUACACCAAAUGGCUCCAUGGCAAGCCAACCCAUGCUAGCAACGGGCAAGAAGAUUGUGUGGUCAUGAAAGGAAAGGAUGGGUAUUGGGCAGAUCAACCUUGCGAUAUGAAAUAUGGAUACAUUUGCAAAAAGAAACCUUUAAAAGAAGCACCGGAAAAGGAUAUAAUUGAUGAAGGGUGCCGUAAAGGCUGGAAAAGAUACUAUUUAUACUGCUACAUGAUUGGAAAUGCAUUUUUAUCCUUUGCUCAAGCAGGUCAAAAGUGUGCAGAAAAUGGGGCUACUUUAGCUUCUGUUGAAGAUAGAUAUGAACAAGCCUUUCUGACCAGUUUGGUUGGAUUCAGGUCUGAACCUUACAUCUGGAUUGGUCUUUCUGACACACAAGAAAAAGGAGUGUUCAGGUGGACCAGUGGAGAACGUGUCCAGUUCACUCACUGGAAUUCAGAAAUGCCAGGUCGGAAGCCAGGCUGCAUUGCAAUGACAACUGGAACUACAGCUGGAUUAUGGGAUCUUCUGAAAUGUGAAACCAGAGCGAAAUUUCUUUGCAAGCGCUUGGCAGAUGGAGUGACUCCUCCACCAAUACCAACUACAACACCUGUCCCUCAAUGUCCUGAAGACUGGGCUCCAAGCGAUGGAAGGAAUGUGUGCUUCAAAGCUUUCUUAAAACAUGACAAGAAAUCAUGGGCAGAUGCUCGGAGUUUCUGCUUAGCAAUUGGAGGUGAUCUGGCUUCCAUUACUAGUGCCCAAGAAUCCAAUUCGCUGCAGAAUUACUUGCGGAACUCUGGAGUCGUCUAUACACAUUUCUGGCUUGGUUUAAAUUAUAUAAAUCCACAGGAAGGGUUUAAAUGGAGUGAUGAUUCACCACUAGGUUAUAUCAACUGGGGAUAUGGAGAACCCAAUAAUUAUAAUGGAGUAGAGCACUGUGGAGAGUUAAAUCCAAAUAACAACAUGUACUGGAAUGAUGUACAUUGUGAGGAUAUAUAUUUCUGGAUCUGCCAGGUUACAAAAGGUGUGCAAUUAAAUGCAGAACCAACAAAUCCACCCAUUCCAGAUUUUCAACUUACUAGUGAUGGUUGGCUUGUCAAUGAAGACAAGCAGUAUUACUUCAACACCAACAAAUUCCCAAUGGAAGAUGCCCGUGCAUUUUGCAAGAAAAACUUUGGGGAUUUGCUUGUCAUUGAAGGCAACACUGAAAGAAAGUUUAUAUUGAAAUAUAUCUUGCAAAAUGAACAGAUAGAUACUUAUUUCAUUGGAUUGCAACUGAGCCUUGAUAAAAUAGUCAACUGGAUGGAUGGAACUCCUGUCCAAUACGUUGCCUGGGCACCGCACGAACCUAACUUUGCAAACAAUGAUGAAAACUGUGUGGUCAUUUACAGAAAUACAGGGCUUUGGAAUGAUAUAAACUGUGGCUACCCAUCUUCUUUCAUAUGUGAAAGACACAACAGCUCAAUCAAUGCAACUGUUGCCCCCACACCACCUUCCACUCAAGGAGGAUGCCCUGAAUCUUGGUUUUUGUUUGAAAACAAGUGCUAUAAAUUCUUUGGGAUCAAAGAAGAGGAACAAAAAAAUUGGAAAGCUGCACGGAGCGAUUGUCAGAAAGAUGAAUUUGGAGGAAACCUGGCUACUAUACCCAAUGAAAGGGUACAAGCCUUUCUCACCUUCCAUUUAAAUAAUUUCCGAAAGGAUGUAUGGAUAGGACUAAAUGACAUCAAUGAGGAUCAAAUGUACCUCUGGACAGAUGGAAAAGGAGUCCAUUACACAAACUGGGACAAAGGAUUCCCAUGGACUCUUGGAUCAAGCAGUGAAGACUGUGUUGUAAUGAAAACAUGGCCUUAUAAGAUCGCAGGCUUAUGGAGAAAUAUGUAUUGUUCCAGUAAGAAAGGUUACAUAUGUCAAACCAACACUCACCCCAGAUACUCUUUAAUUCCAUCAACUACCCCAGAACAGCGUUUCCAUUAUAGAAAUAGCAGCUACUUCAUCAUUGAAACCAAAAUGACAUGGGAAGAUGCGAAGAACAGUUGUGAAAGGAAAGACUCAACUCUUGCUAGUAUUUUAGAUCCCUUUGGCCUCUCAUACCUCUGGCUAAAAAUAUUAAAACAAAAAAGGGCUGUGUGGCUUGGCCUCAACAGCAAUCUGACUGGUGGGCAAUACUUAUGGAUUGAUAGAUUCAGAAUGAAGUACACUAAAUGGGCAGCAAACGAACCCAAACAAAGAUACGGCUGCGUUUAUAUGGACUUGGAUGGGACCUGGAAGACAGACUUAUGCAAUAAAAAUUAUUUUCCCCUUUGUAAACAUUCCAGUGUGCUGCCACCUACUGUACCACCUCAAGAACCAGGAAAGUGCCCCGAAUCAGUAGAGAAAUCUUGGAUUCCAUUCCGUGGUCACUGCUAUCACUUUGAGGCCUCAACAAAGAAGAAUUGGCCGAGGGCGUCAUUAGCUUGUUUACAACUAGAUGCCUCUCUGGUUUCAGUAACGGAUACAGCUGAAGCAAACUUUCUAACAGAACUUGCAGAAAAUCUUGAAAGCAAAUCCCAAGCAUUUUGGAUAGGAAUGUACAAAAAUCUAAACGGUGAUUGGUUAUGGAUUGACAAUGCUGUUGUGAAUUUUGUCAACUGGAACAUUGGAGAGCCUUCAGAUCAGAAUAAUGAAGAGUGUGUGGAAAUGUUUGCUUCAUCUGGGACUUGGAAUAAUAUUUAUUGCAAUUCAUAUCUGGGAUAUGUUUGUAAAAAACCGAAAAUUGUUGAAACAGUGCCUACUGUGAAGAUAAUAGAAAAUAAAGAAUCAAGAAAGACAGAUGACGUUCCUUCACCAACCCAUAGCAAAGCCAUCACUGUGGUUGUGCUGGUAAUCCUCAUUCUUUCCGGAGCUGCUCUUGCAAGUUUCUAUUUCUACAAGAAAAGGAAUCAACUUGGGUUGACAGAUGUAAACUUUGAAAAUUCUUUGUAUUUUACCAGCGGAGCCACUCCAGCAACUAGCGAUGGGAUGGAUCUGGUCAUGAACAUGGAGCAGAAUGAACAGGCAUCCAAUUAGUCUGACAACAAUCUAAACUGUGCCUUGUUUAAUAAACACUGACUUCUGAAAGCACGCUACCAAAUUCUAAUUUUGACUUGACAAAAUAAUUAUAGAAGUCCAUCUGUUUCAGCAUCUUUAUGGCAUAUUAAGAGCAGCAAUAAUUUCAUUGCACACACUGAAUAAUGCAGCAGCUUUGGGUUCAAAAUAAACAGCGCUACUGAUAGCGAAGCUGUUGGAUGAUAAGAGCUAGCUAAGAGCACUUAAGGGAAGAUCCAUUCCCAAAUCCAUAAUGGGAAUCAUGGAAAGGGCUAAAUUUGGGGUUAUUUCUGGCACCAGAAAAAAAGCAGGAGGGAGGGGAUAGAACGAGAAGUCAGUAUCUAUAUCCUAACGCUGAAUUCCUGAAACAAAAAUAAUAGAAUAUUUUACGUUAACUUGAAGGGCGUAAUAACUAAGAGGCAUGGCAAAGAAGUGUCUUGUCUGGAGAAGCAGUUCCUUCCCUCUGUUUGCCCCACUAAAGUUGCCCCUAUCUAAAUUAGGAUAGAAUCGUCUGAUAUCUAUUUUGACAUAUUCACAAAUUGGUGUUGCCGGUCUAAGAUUCGAUUGAAGUAGUUGUUAUUUAAUUGCUUUAUUGAAUAUGCGGCACUUCUUAAAGCAGUAGCAAAUUUGCAAAUGCAAAUAUGUCUGACAUAUAUUUCUGAGAUAUCAUUGUAUGCUUAAACUGUUCACCAACAUGAAGCCUGCAAAUUGCAUACCGAAGUAUUGGCAUUAUAGUAGCAUUAUAGGAAGAAUGUCAGGUCAGAAUCAUAGAAUUGUGGAAUUGGAAAGGAUCCCAAGGAUCAUCUAGUCUAAACCUUUGUCAUAUGCAGGAAAACCAGUUAAACAACCUUCGGGAGGUGUUUGUCCAGUUUCUUCUUAAAAUCCUCCAGAGAUGGAGAAUCCACAACCUUGUUUUACUGUUCUACAGAUAUUAGCAGAGUGCAUCCAUGAACACCAACUAGCAGUCACAAGACACAAUGAAAACUCCUUAAUCUCAC